Macrobrachium nipponense is the source of this 1976-nucleotide messenger RNA. RefSeq lists its product as uncharacterized. Bases 160 to 1905 code for a protein of 581 amino acids. Lineage: Eukaryota; Metazoa; Arthropoda; Malacostraca; Decapoda; Palaemonidae. The record is from RefSeq and is a predicted model, not a curated record. The transcript is spliced from 12 exons.
ACCCAGCAGUUACCAGCUAGCGUUUUCGUAAUUUGACAAGCGCCCAUGAUAGCUGCACUCGUGUUACUUGGCUGGUUUAACUUAUCUUCGAGUGGUUGUGUGACAACGUUUUCCUCGUCGUCAUAUUAUCAGCAGCGUUUCACCUGUGACUGAUCAGCAAUGUCAUCAAGCAAUGAUAAACCCACCCGUGAGAUAUCUCCUGCCUUGGCGGACCUUUGCUCGGAUUAUUGGAACUGGAGGAUGGCUGACUCACCAGAAUUCGCAUCAGCGGUCGGUAUCCGUGACUACGACGACCAACUUGAUGACCUGUCGUUCGAGGCCCACCAACGACGCUACGACCAGUGCGAAGCUUUUCUCGCGCGGGCUCGAGACCUGGAACCGCGACUCAUUCGGCAGCAGGACCUCACCAACCUGAAGGCGUUCAAGGCGGAGAUACAGGCAUACGUCGAUGGGUUCCGAUUUCAAGGGUUCCUGAUGCCAAUAGGAUACUCUGAAGGCGUCCACGUGGACUUCGAGCGCCUCGUGUCCUACAUGACCCUGGAAGGAGUCGCGGACUUCGAGAAAGUACUGGCCAGGUACCGGCGGCUCCCGAAACAGAUAGAUCAGAUCAUUCUCCUCAUGAAGAAGGGAGUCGAGAUGGGUGUUGUGCACCAUCAUAUAUCUAUGAAAGGAGUUGGAAAGAACAUUGGUCGUUUCGUCGUGAGCGACGCGACUAAGAGUCCCUUGUGGACUCCCUUCUCCCAGAUUCCGGAUACAAUAAUUAAGGAGCAGCGAGAUCUACUCAGAGAGAAGGCCACAGAAGUUAUCACGCAUCAGGUUUCUCCAGCCUUUGAGAAACUAAGAGACUACGUAGACAACGAAUACAUAACUCGGCCGGACAUCGCCGUCACCAGUCUCCACGAGGGAGAGGCCAGAUACGAACAACUACUCAAAUUCCACACGUCUACGAACCUGUCGGCGGAAGAAAUCCACCAGAUGGGUUUGGAGGAAGUUGGUCGGAUUCAGAAGGAAAUGGCCAAGAUCGUGGAAGAACUGGGCUUCGAGAUGAGCGUGGCCGAAUUUUCCGACAUGAUCCGCUACGAUCCCAAGUCCUAUUUCAACAACCCCGAAGACAUGAUGGAUAAGUUCAAGGAGAUCGUCUACGAUACCAUUGAGCCCAAAUUGGAGGGUAUCGUCAGGAAACGUCCAAAGUCAGAUCUAGAACUGGUGGCGUCGCCCUCCUGCGACGGAGUCCUCGGGUACUACUUGGCAGGGUCCUACGACGGAUCGAGACCGGGGAAAUUCUACGUCAAUACGCAACUCUACGCUUCCAUUCCCAGGUACGAGAUGAUGACCUUAUGCCUGCACGAGGGUAACCCAGGUCACCACCUGCAGGCCUCCCACACCAUGGAGUCCCCCCACAUCCCCUUCUUCAGGAGGGUGAUCGAAGACAGGAACUACCAGGUAUCGCCUUCGAGGUUCCCCAUCAACACGGGGUACUUGGAGGGGUGGGGCCUCUAUUCGGAGGACCUGGGGUUCGACAUGAACCUUUAUGGCGACCCGUAUGACAGGUAUGGCCACUAUUCGUAUGAAAUAUACCGCGCUUGCCGUUUGGUGGUUGACACCGGCAUGCACGCGUUCAGUUGGAGCAGAGACCGGGCCAUCGACUUCAUGAAACAGCACACAGCUUUGGCUACGAAGAAUAUCGAGAAUGAAAUCGACCGCUACAUCACUUUUCCUGGUCAAGCCGUUGGCUACAAGGUGGGCGAACUGAAGAUCUGGGAACUGAGGAAAAACGCCCAGAGGAUUUUGGGAGAGUCCUUCGACCUCAAGGAAUUCCACGAGAUCGUGCUGGAUUCCGUAGGACCUCUGGAAGUCUUGGAGGACGAGGUCACGAGGUGGAUUGAGGGAGAGAGAAAGAAAUGACACGACAUUCCAUACUUUUGUGAGGACUGACAAGGGAUUUUGUAUGAGGCAAAUAAACGGCAUCGCUCUCA